Opisthorchis viverrini is the source of this 2073-nucleotide messenger RNA. RefSeq lists its product as hypothetical. The annotation marks the transcript as partial. Gene Ontology annotation, cellular component: cytoplasm. Gene Ontology annotation, molecular function: zinc ion binding; ubiquitin-protein transferase activity. The record is from RefSeq and is a predicted model, not a curated record. Gene Ontology annotation, biological process: protein ubiquitination. The transcript is spliced from 7 exons. NCBI's taxonomy places the organism in Eukaryota, Metazoa, Platyhelminthes, Trematoda, Opisthorchiida, Opisthorchiidae.
AUGAGCGAAUCUCGCAAUGGUUUGUAUGACCCCGGAACGUACGCCAGUGGAAUAGGCUGUCGAGUUGUAAGAGGGCCAGAUUGGAAAUGGAAUAAGCAGGAUGGAGGUGAAGGACAUGUAGGAUCGGUUCGGAGGUUUGACACUCCUGGAGAAGCAAUAGUCGUGUGGGAUUCCGGCGUGGUUGCCAACUAUCGCUGUGGGACUCUCGGAUUCGACCUUCGCGUGCUGGAUAGUGCACCAACAGGAGUGAAACAUCCCGGAACAAUAUGCGAAGGCUGUCAUGAAUCCCCAAUAUAUGGAAUUCGUUGGAAAUGCGUCGUGUGCCUGAGCACGGAUCUAUGCUCGGCUUGUUACCACAAUGACAAACACACGUUGUCUCACCAAUUCCUUCGAAUCACUGCUCCCUACAAAACUCGAGUAAUUGUUGGCCGUCGGUUGAAACAACGUCGCGUCGAAUCUUUAGGUCUAUUCCCUAAAGCACGUGUUGUUCGUGGCAUAGAUUGGAGCUGGGAUAGUCAGGACUGUGUUUCCCCACUAACAUCAACUGGGAGUGGGUCACUACUCCUUGGCGCCUCCAACUCUUCUGCAAACUGCCGGGGCUUUUUGCGAUCGGUGGGUGACCGGACAUCUGCCGGUCCGAUUCUUUUACCAACUCAGGGCCGGAUAACUGAUCGGAGAGACUGGUACCCAUGGGCGCCAAGGUCUGCUGCCCUGGUAGCAUGGGACAGUGGAGCAUACAACGUGUAUCGUGUUGGCUACGCUGGUCUGAUUGACCUGAAGGCCAUUCGUCCGGCGAAAGGCGGUACGUUUUAUAUAGACCAUCUACCACUUUUGGCUGAUCUAAGAGGAUGUACCAAUGAAGAAUCAGCCACGACCAGAGAAGCGGAAGCAGCGAUUUCUCCGGGAGAAGAAGAUAUAAUCGAUAACUGUCGUGACUCGAGCAGGAAUACUGUGGUUCCCAACUGGACAAAUUUGCAAGAAUUGGAAAUGCGGCGUCGACAGACAACCAGUUUCGCUCAGGACAGCCGGACAUCUCACCGCGUUUCAAACAAUAACGAAGCUAAUGAAGAUGUCACCCGUCACACAGCUUCCAGAGAAGCAACGUCAGAUCGAAUAGUGCCACGGCGAGCAAACCCAGCUCAUGACAACGUACCGACCAACUGCGUCAACGUGUGUACACUGGCAAGCCGGUUACAAAUCCAGCCAUCUUCUACUGAUAGUUGUGGCCAAGGACGCCGCCAAACAGCAGCUGCAACAAGAGAUCGAGAGACAGAUGAUUAUUCUACAACUCGUAAUUCGGCCGCAUCCAGCGGGAGUUUGAGAACCAUAGGCCAGACGGCGAGAAACCUACUGACUGAUCUUCUGCGUUCAGGAUCAAUGUCUGGAUCAGAGAACCGUACAGCGCCAAGUUCAACAGCACAGCCACGUUCCCAGACAAGCUCGAGAGUGAAUGUAGCCAGCCCAUCAUCGGUUCAUACUCAGAACCGGCCGAGUAGACAUGACGGUCAAGCUUCCGGCAAUGCUGUUGUUGUUUCCCGAUCCAACAGGAGAGAACGGGAUAGCUCGGGUUCUGUUAGAGUUCAGCACCAACAAUUUCAGCCUGCGCGGAGACCGACAACCAGGAGCGAUCGUGCACGGGUGAUCACGCUUAUUCCGCGCCCAAUAACCAGUCAAAACGACAAUACUUUGAUCGGAGGAGUGUGCAAUCAUAGUGAUGCUUUGACUUUGACUGAGCAGCACUCAUGCUCCAAUGCCCAAGCUAAUUCCCGUGCCACACACAGUCGCCGCGAGCAGGCUCCGCGUAUGAUUUAUGGUGUAUACAAUCAACUUCACGGCGCCGUUGCUGAUCCAACAGACACGUUAGAAUCGGUGAACGCCAAUACAGAAGCAACUUCUGAGGAUGUAGAUAGAAGAGCCUGUCAACGUUUGCAAUAUCGUCUGUCGACUGGACAGACAAACGAAGAUCUAAUUCGUGCUGCUGCAGAGGGAAACGUUAAACGGUUGAAAUGUCUUCUUCAACAUCGACAUGUCAAUGUGAGUCCACUGCACUAUCAGUUUGAUUACCAGUUUAUU